Molecule: messenger RNA, 1001 nt
Organism: Acanthopagrus latus (yellowfin seabream)
Lineage: Eukaryota; Metazoa; Chordata; Actinopteri; Spariformes; Sparidae
Product: glycine cleavage system H protein, mitochondrial-like
Exons: 5
Coding region: 30-557 (175 amino acids)
Biological process (GO): protein lipoylation; glycine decarboxylation via glycine cleavage system
Cellular component (GO): mitochondrion; glycine cleavage complex; cytoplasm
Source: RefSeq, a predicted model, not a curated record
ACCCACGCUCUCAUCAGUACGCGACAAACAUGGCCGCCUGUGGGCUACUCCGCUCCCUCUCUUCCAACUUUUCCACAGUUUUGCCUUUACUUACCCGCUCGGCACCACUUUCUCCGCUGCGGCUGGCAUCCACGCCUUAUUUCGGAAGAACACUGACCUCCUCUAGUCGAUUAGCAGCAGCACUUAAAUUCACAGACAAACACGAAUGGAUUCGAGUAGGAGACGACGGGAUAGGGACCGUCGGUAUCAGCAACUUUGCGCAGGAGGCUCUGGGAGACGUAGUUUACUGUGGACUGCCAGAGGUGGGGACGCAGCUGGCUCAGCAAGAUGAGUUUGGAGCUCUGGAAAGUGUCAAGGCAGCCAGUGAGCUGUAUUCCCCCUUGACUGGAGAAGUUGUAGAGGUCAAUGAACUACUGGCAGACAAGCCUGGGCUGGUCAACAAAUCCUGUUAUAAAGAUGGUUGGCUGAUGAAGAUGACCAUUGCCAACCCUGCAGAGCUCGAUGCUCUAAUGGACGAGGCAUCCUACGAGAGAUACAUCCGCUCCAUUGAGGACUAACCUGACAUUAACCACAGCACUUACUUGUGUUCCUAAUAAGUGCUAAGCAAUGCUACAAUGCUAUGCUUAGCAUCCACCAGGGGAGCUCAGAAGCUCCACACUGCUGACCUGCCAGUGUUGUAGAGCUGUGAACUUUAGGAAUCCUUUAUCUACUGUUUAAGACUGACAUUAGGGGACCGGUCAGUCUGCACUGACUCAACAUCCAAUGUUGUUUUGUUGCAGCCGGAAAUGCUCAAACAGCAGAGAAUGAGACUCACGGUCCAUAGAAGUUUCCAAGCAUUUCAGUCAAAACUUGAAUUUCUGUUCUAGGAUAUUGUUAGACUUUAAAAAAAAAAGCACUUUGGUCAUUACGGUAUUAAUAAUAAUGUUGGUCUACACUGCAUGUUGACAGCAACACUGUAGACAUGGGACCUGUAUAUUAGAAAAUAAACAUUUCCUCAAAUA